ACCUUCCCAGAAAAACAACGCUUCAUUCUCUAACCGUCCUUUAUAAGCAACAAAUGUGCUUUCUGUGACCUGAACUUGUAAAAGCAAUGGCUCCAAUCUCCACCAUCUUCUUCUUCAUCCUUGAUUCCUUGAAUUUUCUUUUUACUCCAGUUCCACCAUCAUCUCAUCAUCUUGCCUCUAAUCCCAACCGUCAAGCUUUCUCCCCAAUCGGAGACGACGUUUUCCUUCAUGGAUUUUCUGUUUAAUUUCUCAUGAAGUAUGAUCACAUGCCUGCAAUUCGAUCUCCAAGCCAUCAUCAUACAUAUGUUGCAUAGUUUAAAGCAAGGUUCGAAGAACAAGUGAAGAAAUGUUUCAGCUGUUUUUCAUUUCCUUUCUUCUUUCUUUCAUCUGAUCAAAUGCUUCCUUUUGUACCAAUUCCUUUGUAGUGUAAACAUUUCUCGUCGUAAUAUAUUUUGUAUAAUAUU
Molecule: messenger RNA, 464 nt
Organism: Rubroshorea leprosula
Lineage: Eukaryota; Viridiplantae; Streptophyta; Magnoliopsida; Malvales; Dipterocarpaceae
Source: the annotation of a GenBank genome assembly